Cyanistes caeruleus (blue tit) is the source of this 1116-nucleotide messenger RNA. Lineage: Eukaryota; Metazoa; Chordata; Aves; Passeriformes; Paridae. The record is from RefSeq and is a predicted model, not a curated record.
UCUUUAUAUUUUUUUAUAGAUGAUUUUCAAAACUUUUGUCUAGAGAAACUGAUUGCAGCAAUUUUUUCUAGAUCCAUAUGCUCGACUUCUCCUUGAGGCUCUGAAGCAAUCUGGUUGCACUGUCUUCAACGACCGGCACUUUUCUUGUGAAAACUGUGAUGGCUGUGUUAGUGGAGGUUUUGAUGCUGCCACAUCACAGAUUGUUCUGUGUCAGAACAACAUUCGCCAACAAUCCCAUAUGAACCGGGUGGUCACACAUGAAUUGAUUCAUGCAUUUGAUCACUGCCGUGCACAUGUUGACUGGUUUAAAAAUGUCAAACACUUGGCAUGUUCAGAGAUUCGAGCUGCUAAUCUCAGUGGAGACUGUACACUGAUGAAUGAAAUAGCCAGGUUUAAGUUUGGAUUGAAAGGACACCAUCAGACUUGUGUGCGAGACAGAGCAAUCCGUUCCAUUCUGGCUGUUAGAAAAGUUAGCAAAGAAACAGCAGAAAAAGCUGUGGAUGAAGUUUUUGAUGCCUGCUUCAAUGAUCUGGAGCCUUUUGGAAGAAUCCCACACAGCAAAGCAGAUGCAAAACGUGCUUACAGAGACUUUCAGAACAGAGAUCGCUAUACUGCUAAUUUGUAAGGUGGGGGGUGGGGAAGCCAGAUGAGAAAUUACAUUAAUACCUGAUUGUUCAGUGACACCUGGAGUUAUAGUCUAUGCCCACAGUACUGAUGGAAAGGGCAAAGCUAUCAAGCUUAGGGAUUAAUUUUUUAUUUUUCAUGAGCCAACUUCCAUGGAAGUAAAUGGAGUAAAUGAACAAGACUAAAAACUGUUUCCUAACCUGUUGUUCCAGAAAGAUAAUUUACUAUGCCAAAUGACUUGUCAAAUACAAUUCAGUGUGCAUUUAAUUUUUUCACUCUGACUGACUCGGACUUGGUUUCUGAAAAUUUUGUUGUUACUGAAUAAAUCUUUUCAUAUCUUCUUACACUUUCACUAUCUUCGAUACACAGUCAUGAACUUGGUAAUCGUCAUCACUCUAUUUUAAAAGAUGAGCACCUGAACUACAGCUCUAUGUACUGGAUUUAAUAACUAUGGAUAAACCCAAAAUUUAAUAACUAAAUUUAAUAAUUUUC